Molecule: messenger RNA, 249 nt
Organism: Mesorhabditis spiculigera
Lineage: Eukaryota; Metazoa; Nematoda; Chromadorea; Rhabditida; Rhabditidae
Source: the annotation of a GenBank genome assembly
AUGAAUUCAUCGAAUGAUGCCGACGGCAUGUCUACCCCGGUAAUAACGGAGGAGCCGAAGCCUCCAGCGCGGCCACGUCCGCCCCCAAUCUCCGUAUCGACGCGUAGCCCCACGCAAUUGACUUGCCCAAUAUGCAAUACACGGGUGAUCACCGACGUGCAACGCCGUUGCUGCCCGCCAUUCUCCUUUGUCCACGUGUGCCCCCAGUGCAAUUCGACGAUCUCCCAAAGCCAGCUUGACCAGCGCCUC